Messenger RNA from Myotis myotis, 8354 nucleotides. It is a transcript of the gene MN1, whose product is annotated as MN1 proto-oncogene, transcriptional regulator. Bases 1457 to 5404 code for a protein of 1315 amino acids. The record is from RefSeq and is a predicted model, not a curated record. Gene Ontology annotation, biological process: regulation of DNA-templated transcription. The transcript is spliced from 2 exons. NCBI's taxonomy places the organism in Eukaryota, Metazoa, Chordata, Mammalia, Chiroptera, Vespertilionidae.
CGAUGCGCUGGGAGGCCAGGGCGCGCGCCCCGAGCGCACUGGCGCCGGACCCCCGGGCGAGACCCGAGCGGGGGACCCGGGAGUUGGCGAAGUGCGGGUUCGUAGGGGGGCCUCGGCAGCCAGUACCCAGGACCACCUUAACAGCGAGCCCCGCCCCGGACCCAGCUCGGGCUGUGCUGAUUGGUGCAGAGGUAAUGGCUGAAAUUGAUUGCUGAAAUGCAAAACUUGUUGCUGCUUCUCUCAGCGCUGGGCGAGAGGCAGACACAGAGAGGGGAGCUGAGACCCUCGGAACGCCCCACGCAGCCCCCCCGCCCGCGUUAGCCAGGAGAGGGGUGCGCGGACCCCCCAGAGCUGCCCCCGCCCCCGCAUUCUGGGCUCCGAGAGCUCCGCGGGAACGCCUGAGCCGGCUCGCCCAGUGUGGUCCUCCAACCCGCGCCCGCCCCCCUCCCCAGGUCCGAGGGGGGACUCGCGAAGCACCUCGGCGCGGAGACAGGGAACCCGAGCCUUGGAGAGACCCAACCCCUCGUUUCGCUGCCUGUCCGCGCCUGGAACCGGGCGCGGGGACCCCGGCGAACUCAGAGACCGAACAGCGGGAGGACUCAAGCUGCAGUCGGCGGACCUGGCAGCGAAGCGGCGCGCGGGGGUGCGGCGCGCCGGGGUGCAGCGCACCCGCCGCGGAGCGGGGGAACCGUGUCUUCCCCUAUCUCUCGGGGUCCAGCCCCGGGUGCCCGCUGCCUUCCCAGCCCCGCUGCGCCCUCGGCUCGGGGGCCGGCACGGGUGAUGUCGAGCGGAGCCUCCAGCCCUCCGACCAGCUGAAGAAACAGUAGCCGCUUGCUCGGGGCCGACGGGGACUGUGCGAGUGGAUCGUGCUUGGCGGAGGCUCGAGCUACCGCGCGCGGGGACUCCGGGGGAGGGGGGAGGGACCGCUCUGUCCGUGCCCGGGCGCCAGCCACGGCUUUAAAGGGUCUCCCUGCCCGGCCCCUGAGCAGCUCCGCUUCGGACUCACUCGGAGAGGCUUCGGGCAGCUUCCUGGGGCUCCCCACCCGACCCGUUCGGACUUAAGAAGGUGAUCGCUCCGCUUUCCCUGCCUCCUUCCCGCCUCCUUCCCCCCACUUAACUUUUUGUCUCCACUCGCCUGCAGCUCUGUUCCCUCCCCGCAAACCCACCCGCGGCUGUGCCAACCGCCUGGGGCAUGGGCCCUCCGACACGGCUCCUGGAGGCCCUGCGGCGCCGCAAGAUGUGAGAGACCCGCGUGGGGCAGAGCCAGAGCUUCGGGAGAGGAGCGGAGAAGCCCCAGCCGCCACAGGCCAGGAGCGGUGGCGGUGCGCACUGCGUCCCCGCGGUGCCGGUGCCGAGCGAGCGUCCCAGCCCAGGGCCGGACCGAGUAGCUGGCCGGAGGCGCGCCGCGGAGAGCAGGCUGUCAUGCCCUAUUGAUUUCCCCACCCCCCCGCCAAGUAUGUUUGGGCUGGACCAAUUCGAGCCCCAGAUCAACAGCAGGAACGCUGGCCAGGGCGAGAGGAACUUUAACGAGGCCGGACUGAGCAUGAACACCCACUUCAAGGCUCCGGCUUUCCACGCGGGGGGACCUCCUGGCCCCGUGGACCCUGCCAUGAGCGCGCUGGGCGAGCCCCCGAUCCUGGGCAUGAACAUGGAGCCGUACGGCUACCACGCGCGCGGCCACUCGGAGUUGCACGCGGGGGGGCUGCAGGCGCAGCCGGUGCACGGAUUCUUUGGAGGCCAGCAGCCGCACCACGGCCACCCGGGCGGCCACCACCCCCACCAACAUCACCCUCACUUCGGGGGCAACUUUGGUGGCCCGGACCCAGGGGCCUCAUGCCUGCACGGGGGUCGCCUGCUCGGCUACGGCGGCGCCGGCGCUGGCCUGGGCAGCCAGCCGCCCUUCGCCGAGGGUUAUGAUCAUCUGGCGGAGAGCCAGGGGCCUGAGAGCUUCGGCCCGCAGCGACCCGGCAACCUCCCGGACUUUCACAGUUCGGGCGCCUCGGGCCACGCCGUGCCGGCCCCGUGCUUGCCGCUGGACCAGAGCCCUAACCGAGCCGCUUCCUUCCACGGCCUCCCCGCCUCCAGCGGCUCUGAUUCCCACAGUCUGGAGAACCGGAGGGUGGCGAACCAAGGAGCCGUCGACUCGCUGGAAUACAAUUACCCGGGCGAGGCGCCCUCGGGACAUUUCGACAUGUUUUCGCCCUCCGAUUCCGAGGGGCAGUUGCCUCAUUAUGCGGCGGGUCGCCAGGUUCCCGGGGGCUCUUUCCCGGGUGCCUCGGCUAUGCCCAGAGCUGCAGGCAUGGUGGGCUUGUCCAAAAUGCACGCCCAGCAGCAGCAACAGCAGCAGCAGCAGCAGCAGCAGCAGCAGCAGCAGCAGCACGGCGUUUUCUUCGAGAGGUUCGGCGGGGCCCGCAAGAUGCCGGUGGGCUUGGAGCCGGGAGUAGGCUCCAGGCACCCCUUAAUGCAGCCUCCCCAGCAGGCCCCGCCACCCCCGCAGCAGCAGCCCCCACAGCAGACUCAGCAGCCGCCGCCACCGCCGCAGCAGCAGCAGCCUCCGCCGCCGCCCGGGCUUCUGGUCCGACAAAAUUCGUGCCCGCCCGCGCUCCCGCGGCCCCAGCAGGGCGAGGCGGGCACACCCAGCGGCAGCCUGCAGGACGGGGGCCCCAUGCUGCCCAGCCAGCACGCGCAGUUCGAGUACCCCAUCCACAGGCUGGAGAACAGGAGCAUGCACCCUUAUUCGGAGCCCGUGUUCAACAUGCAGCAUCCUCCUCCCCAGCAGGCGCCCAACCAGCGGCUGCAGCAUUUCGACGCGCCCCCCUACAUGAACGUGGCCAAGAGGCCGCGCUUUGACUUCCCCGGCGGCGCGGGAGUGGACCGCUGCGCUUCGUGGAACGGCAGCAUGCACAACGGCGCGCUGGACAACCACCUCUCGCCCUCGGCCUAUUCGGGCCUCCCCGGCGAGUUCACACCGCCGGUCCCUGACAGCUUCCCCUCCGGGCCACCCCUGCAGCACCCGGCCCCGGAGCACCAGUCCCUGCAGCAGCAGCAGCAGCAACAACAGCAGCAGCAGCAGCAGCAGCAGCGCCAAAACGCGGCUCUCAUGAUUAAGCAGAUGGCGUCGCGGAAUCAGCAGCAGCGGCUGCGCCAACCCAACCUGGCCCAGCUAGGCCACCCCGGGGACGUGGGCCAGGGUGGCCUGGUGCACGGCGGCCCGGUGGGCGGUUUGGCCCAGCCGAACUUUGAACGCGAAAGCGGCGGCGCGGGCGCGGGGCGCCUGGGCACCUUCGAGCCGCAGGCGCCCCAUUUGGCGCAGGAGAGCGCGUGGUUCCCAGGUCCUCACCCGCCGCCGGGCGACCUGCUGCCCCGCAGGAUGGGCGGCUCGGGCCUGCCCGCGGACUGCGGCCCGCACGACCCUGGGCUGGCGCCGCCCCCUCCGCCCGGCGGCUCGGGGGUGCUGUUCCGGGGCCCCCUUCAGGAGCCGCUGAGGAUGCCCGGAGAGGGCCACGUGCCCGCGCUGCCCUCCCCUGGCCUGCAGUUCGGGGGCAGCCUGGCCGGCCUGGGCCCACUGCAGUCACCGGGGGCUGGAGUGGGGCUGCCCAGCGCUCCCUCUGAGCGCCGGCCCCCUCCGCCGGAUUUCACCGCGUCUGCGCUCGGGGGCCAGCCUGGCUUCCCGUUCGGCGCCGCGAACCGGCAGGCCACCCCGCACAGCGGCCCAGGCGUGAACUCGCCCCCGAGUGCGGGCGGGGGCGGCGGCGGCCCCGGAGGCGGCGGCGGCGGCGGCGGAGGGGGCGCGUACCCGCCGCAGCCGGAUUUCCAGUCCAGCCAGCGCCCCUCGGCCAGUAAGCUGGGCGCGCUCUCGCUGGGUUCCUUCAACAAGCCCAGCUCCAAGGACAACCUGUUCGGCCAGAGCUGCCUGGCUGCGCUCUCCACCGCCUGCCAGAACAUGAUCGCCAGCCUCGGGGCCCCCAACCUCAACGUGACCUUUAACAAGAAGAACCCGCCCGAGGGGAAGAGGAAAUUGAGCCAGAACGAGACCGAAGGCAGCGCGGCCGUGGCCGGCAACCCGGGCUCGGAUUACUACCCCGGAGGGACUGCUCCAGGGGCCCCAGGGCCCGGAGGCCCCGCGGGGACCGGUAGCAGUGGCAACAAAACCUCGGGGCCGCCCAACCCUCCCUCCCAGGGGGACAGCACCAGCCUCUCCCCAAACUACAACCUGGAAUCCACGUCGGGGAAUGAUGGCAAGCCGGUCCCCGGGGGCGGUGGCCGGGGCCGGGGCCGCAGAAAAAGGGACAGUGGUCACGUGAGCCCGGGGACCUUUUUCGACAAGUACUCCGCGGCACCGGACAGCGGGGGCGCGCCCGGGGUCAGCCCAGGGCAGCCGCAGCCAGGCGCGGCCCUGGGGGGAAGCUCGACGGGCGAGGCACGCGGGGCGCCCACGCCCCAUGAGAAAGCGCUCACCUCGCCCUCUUGGGGGAAAGGGGCCGAAUUGCUCCUGGGGGACCAGCCGGACCUCAUGGCGUCCCUGGAUGGCGGAGCCAAGUCAGACGGGAGCUCCCCGCACGUGGGCGAGUUCGCCUCCGACGAGGUGAGCACCAGCUACGCCAACGAGGACGAAGUGUCAUCCAGCUCUGACAACCCCCAGGCCCUGGCCAAAGCGAGUAGGAGCCCCCUGGUGACAGGUUCGCCCAAACUCCCUCCCCGGGGGGUGGGCGCAGGGGAGCACGGACCCAAGGCGCCCCCGCCCCAGCUAGGCCUAGGCAUCAUGUCUACCUCUACCUCGACCCCUGACAGCUAUGGCAGCGGUGGGGGCGCUGGCCACCCGGGCACGCCUGGCCUGGAGCAGGUCCGGACCCCGACGAGCAGCAGCGGGGCACCGCCACCCGACGAGAUCCACCCCCUGGAGAUCCUCCAGGCACAGAUCCAGCUACAGAGGCAGCAGUUCAGCAUCUCCGAGGACCAGCCCCUGGGGCUCAAGGGGGGCAAGAAGGGCGAGUGUGCUGUGGGGGCGUCGGGCGCCCAGAACGGAGACAGCGAGCUGGGCAGCUGCUGCUCGGAGGCUGUCAAGAGCGCCAUGAGCACCAUCGACCUGGACUCCCUGAUGGCAGAGCACAGCGCCACCUGGUACAUGCCCGCAGACAAGACCCUGGUGGACGGUGCCGAGGACGACAAAACGCUGGCGCCCUGGGAGAAGGCCAAACCCCAGAACCCCAGCAGCAAAGAAGCCCACGACCUCCCCGCGAACAAGGCCUCCGCAGCCCAGCCCGGCAGCCAUUUGCAGUGCCUGUCUGUCCACUGCACAGACGACGUAGGCGAUGCCAAGGCCCGAGCCUCCGUGCCCACCUGGCGGUCCCUGCACUCUGAUAUUUCCAACAGAUUCGGGACAUUCGUGGCCGCCCUAACUUGAAUCGACAAGGAUGCCCCCUCCCCCCACCAGGCCCUGCCCUGCCCUCUCCCCCCUCUCCUCCCCCUGAACCCCACCCCCACCCCACCCCUCCCCUCUAAGAAUUGGAGAGGGCCACUAUUGCCUAGUGAACGAAUUAUUUUCUAGAUUGGUACCUGCGUAGUGGCAUAUGGACCGGAAAGGGUUAAUUUAAAGGGAAAAAAAGAACCACCUCACACAUUUUUUUUUUUUUUUUUAAAAAGAGAAACUGUCUGCCACAGUAUGUUACCAGUGUUAAAUUAACCCUUCUGCAGUUAGCAAACUUUUGCUUAAGCCUUUUCCUUGCUUAGAUAAUUCCCGUUUUCCUGUCAUCUUGGCGUAAGGUUUUUAGAUGACCCCCUUUGUUUUAUUUCCACGCUGCUGUAUGUCCAAGUAUUGUUAUUUCAUAAUAAGACAAGAGUCGCUUUCCUUUUUAAUUCUCUUUUAUUCUCGUUCUUCCCCCCCGCACCUCCGCCUUCCCCACCCUCCCCCCUUUAUUUUUUUUUUCCAUUUUUUUUUUUUUUUUGCUUUGUUCACUGCUUAUUAAAAUGGAAAUCCUGGAGAAGAGUAGUCCUGGAAUAUUGCCGGGUGAAAGUCAAAUUGUCAUCACAAUAUUAUAUAUUGACAUCCAACUGUCAUCAGUCAGGCAGGAGCCAAACAAUGAAUGUGCCCCCCUUAGGUAUUCCACCGGGGAUUUUGUUUUGUCUGUUCCCUAAGAAGAGAGAGAGAGAGAGAGAGAGAGAGAGAGAGAGAGAGAGAGAGAGAGAGAGAGAGAGAGAGGUUUUCUUCCCUGCAAACACACGCCCAGCUUUCUGCUGGAGGCCGCCCCUCUCUGCACCGAGGCGAUGACGUGGCCAGCCCGCUCUGCUCUGCGGGAAGGACUCAGAACGCUUGACAGCGGCGUUUUUUUCUCCUUUUCUGGGCCUCUCCACAAAUGCCCGGGCUCCGAAUUUUCACGCUAUGCUGAGCAGCCAUGGGGGGUGGGGGCCUUCGAGCCUGCAGAGUCUCUGGGGUGGGGGGCUCCGGCCUCCAGCUCUGCUACAGCCAGGCCGCUGGGGCUUGGGCGCUGGAGUUGGGGGCGAAUCAAUGCUGAGCCAUGGACCUUUGGUGACAGCUGUUCCCAGCCAGGCAGCCCUAGGGAAGGAGGGGGGGGGGGGGCCUGGGUGUACCUCCCCCACCUGUUCUCAUGGGUCCCCACUCUGAUCUGUUUUAUCACCUCCAACCUGGGCACCCCCCCAUCUCUGGAAAGGAGGAGGGAGCCCCUGGUUCAGCUUGCUGAGCCCCCCACUCUAAGCCUGGGAAUUUUUUUGUUGGUUUUUUUUUUGUUUGCUGGGUUUUGCAGGCUGCUGGGGGUCAGAGGGAGGACAAAGGGAAUAUAACUCAUGACGUGGAUACCUGGGCCUUGUUUUAUGAACCCUGGAAUUCCACCUCCCCCCCCUUUGACUUCAUCUCACUCUAUUGCAAAAUCAGAGCCACAUCCCAUGUGUCUCAUGGAGAAUUAACUUUCUGAGAAGUGAUGAGGGGGGCUGGGCGAGUGGGGCUCCUGGACCCCUCAAGGCAUGCUCCCUGGUCCUCCCUGAGUGUGGUCACAGAAGCUCAGGGUGACAGGAGCAGGCACCUUGGGGUGCUGUUGAUGCUUAUGAGGGUCUUGAAUGACCUGGGGGGAUGGGGUGUCACUGAGAUUCCAAGGUGGGUCAGAUAGGAAGUGACCAAUAGGAAUGGUAUCAUUCCACCCAAAUCGGCGGCCCAUAUUUUACUGGUUUUUGUUAACGACCAUUCCCCAUUUUGAGCCUCAUCUCAUCUCCCCUUUUGCCCUCCCCCUCCCCCCAGGUCCCCAGAGUUUGCAGACCUGGCUUUUAUUUAGCAAGUGACCUGAAGGCUUUGGGCUCACCAUACAACACCCACAUUGUUUAUUUCCAAAAACUUUUCAGCCAAGGGAGGGGAGAAAAGCCUCCAGAAAAAUCUUGCUCUUUCCAUAACACCCCCCUUCCCCCACCCCCGCUUCUCUCCUUCUGCUGGCCUUUUGGCUCCGGUCGGAGUCUGGACAGUGCAAGGUCCUGGCCUGGACAGUGUGACCAGGGGCUGACCCCCCGCCCACAGAGGGCAGGCCGAAGCAGGCGGAGUGAAGUUAUCAGAAGAAGGUGUGUGAGCUGAUUCAGGUCAAAAGGAGAGAGAAGGGGGGAGACGUCCACCCCCUCCCCCCGCCCCUCGCCCCGCUGCCGCUGGCUGCAGGGGAAUCAGACAGAGCAAAACCCCACGCCCCCUCCCAUCCCGCCGUGUACAGCUGUUUGACCGCUUCAUCAUUUUAUUUUUUUAAAAAAAACAGGAAUGAUUUCUCCUCAAUUGCUUAAGGCCGGGGAGCCAAGCGUCUUGACUUCUGUCUUUUUGACUUUCCCAGCGUCGAGUCCAUCGGCACUUGGCCAUGAGCUCGCGGUCUUCGCAACCUCAGAAACCCCUGAAGUUUAAAACUUUCUCGCUCCCCCCCGCCCCGGACCCCAGAAUGGAACAGCUUUAAAAAUAGCCUUAAGCAAAAGGAUGUUAUUUCAUUAAAUUUGGUUAAAUGGAAAAGAAUAAAAGCAAAUUAAAAACACACCCAGCCCAGGAGAUUCCAAACACUGGUAAUUGGUACUGCAUAGCAAAACUCUUCGGGAAAAGAAAAUGAAAACGUUAUUGCACAUGUAAAAUAUGAAAACUUAACUCUGCUGUGUGUUAGGCAAUCCUGUAAUCUUUUUUGACUCUUAAGAAGAAAUUCAUUUCUGAAAUGCUUGGUUGGAAGACUGUGACAAUAGCUCAUGAAAUUGAGUGUUAUUUUUUUCUUUCUUUUUUUAAAAAAAAAAAUAUGUAAAGUGCAGUCUUCUGUAUUCAUGCAUAUUGUAUAUACCUGUAUAUGUUUUCCUGAGCAGCUAAAUAACAAUAAAUAUGACGUUAAUGGUGA